AUGUAUCCCGACAACUUCACUGGCUGCAAAAGCUAUCUCAGUGCAUACCAGGCGGCCUGGCGGUUUGAUUGUCUAGGACUCACACGUGCACAUUCCAAGCGUCUGACUGUGUCCUACAGCAAGAGCAGCGGCCCUGGAGGUCAGCACGUUAAUAAAGUCAGCACUAAAGCAGAGGUCCGAUUUCACGUGCACACAGCCGACUGGAUCCCUGAAGACGUUCGACAGAAAAUUGUAGAAAAGAACAAAAACCGCAUCAAUAAGGCCGGGGAGCUCCUGGUGACCUCGGAGGUGAGCAGGAGUCAGCAGAGAAACCUCUUGGACUGUCUACAGAAGAUCUCCGCCAUCGUAGCUGAGGCUAGCGAGAGACGUCGCGAACCGUCAGACGAAGACGUAGCUCUACGAGCAGCCAGGAUUGAGAAGAGGAACAAAGAGCGACUCAGACAGAAGAAAAUCCUUUCAUCAGUCAAGAACAGCCGACGAGUGGAUUUCGACUGACGAUGCAAUAUUGAGCGAUCGUUUUGUAAUUCACACUCAUCGACCACUUUGUUUUGUGCAUAUAAGGCAUCUAGAUGUGAAAAGGAAACGUAUAGAAGUUCACAGUAGGCAUCAGAAUGGGCAAGAACGGGGAUUUAAGUGACUUUGACCGUGGCAGGAUUGUUGGAGCCAGACGUACCGGUCUCAGUAUUUCAGAAACCGCCGAGUUGCUGGGCUUUUCACGCACAACCAUCUCCCGGGUCUACAGAGAAUGGUCUGAGAAGAGGAAGAUGUCUAGCACGCGACAGUCUUGCGGGCGGAAAUGCCUCGUCGACGUCAGGGGCCAGAUGAAAAUGGACCGACUCAUUAGAGACGAUAGGAAGGCGACGGUAGCUCAGAUAACGACCCGCUACAACGAAGGCGUGCAGAAUACCAUCUCUGAACGCACGGCACGCCGAACUUUGAAACAGAUGGGCUACAGCAACAGGAGACCACACCGGGGGCCAGUCUUGACGGCAAAGAACAGGAAGCUACGGCUACAGUUCGCACAGGCUCACCAGAAGUGGACAGUAGCAGAUUGGAAAAACGUUGCCUGGUCCAGCGAGACCCGAUUUCAGCUGCAGCAGUCAGACGGUCGGAUUAAAAUUUGGCAUGAGCGACAAGAAAGCCUAGAUCCGUCCUCCGUGGGAUCACCGGUUCAGACUGCUGGUGGUGGUGUAAUGGUGUGGGCGAUGUUUUCUUGGCACAAAUUGGGUCCUUUAGUGCCAAUUGAGCAUAAUUUAAACACAGCAGACUACCUCCGUCUUGUUGCAGACCAUGUCCGUCCCUUUAUGACCGCGGUGUACCAGUCUGCCGAUGGCUACUUCCAGCAGGGGAAUGCGCCACAUCAUAACGCCGAAGUCAUCUCAAGCUGGUUUCUUGAGCAUAAAAGCGAGUUUGGUGUACUCCAGUUGCCUCCACAGUCAACGGAUAUCAAUCCGAUAGAGCACCUGUGGGAUGCGGUGGAGCGAGAGAUUCGCAUUAUGGAUCCUCAGCCGACAAAUCUGCAGCAGCUGAGUGACGCCAUCACGCACGUGUGGAGCAAAACCUCCAAAGAAUGUUUCAGACAUGCUGUUGAGUCUAUGACACAGAGGAUUGAUGCGGUUCUGAAGGCGAACGGGGGUCCAACUAGGUACUAGCAAGGUGCUACAAGUAAAAUAGAAUGUCAUCUUGUGUUUUCCAGUUGCACAAAGAAAUUCUGUACCAAUAAUUUUCUGAAUAACCAUUUGAAAUCAAACUUGGAUUUUUUUUUUUCAUUGUUUAAUGUUUGAUUGUGCUACUGUAAUAAAAUGUUUAUUUAUGUAUUUGAAGGCUUUUCAUCUUUGCCACUGGUGACAAUAAGUUGAGCAGGUAUUGGCCAUUUAUUGGCUCCUUACUCUACUAAAAUAACCAACAAAGAACAAUGAUGAAAGCAACAUAUCUGAUUUUUCAUAUGUAUUCCUUCCCCCGAUGGCUUGUAACAUUCCCUUACUCUUGAUUUAAUGUUAAUUUGAUUGAUAGAAUAAACCCUAAUUCUGACAAAAAUA
Molecule: messenger RNA, 2039 nt
Organism: Gambusia affinis (western mosquitofish)
Lineage: Eukaryota; Metazoa; Chordata; Actinopteri; Cyprinodontiformes; Poeciliidae
Gene: mrpl58
Product: mitochondrial ribosomal protein L58
Exons: 8
Coding region: 1-495 (164 amino acids)
Biological process (GO): mitochondrial translational termination
Cellular component (GO): mitochondrial large ribosomal subunit
Molecular function (GO): translation release factor activity
Source: RefSeq, a predicted model, not a curated record